Molecule: messenger RNA, 458 nt
Organism: Orycteropus afer afer
Lineage: Eukaryota; Metazoa; Chordata; Mammalia; Tubulidentata; Orycteropodidae
Gene: PLA2G2D
Product: phospholipase A2 group IID
Biological process (GO): phospholipid metabolic process; negative regulation of T cell proliferation; arachidonate secretion
Molecular function (GO): phospholipid binding; calcium ion binding
Source: RefSeq, a predicted model, not a curated record
CCACUGCUCUCAGCUGGAACAUGGAACUUCCCCUGCUGUGUGUGAUGAUGGUGAUGGCUGGUGUGACUCCAACCCAGAGUGGGAUUCUGAACCUGAACAAGAUGGUUAAACAAGUGACCGGGAAGACACCCCUCUUCUCCUACUGGUUUUAUGGCUGUCACUGCGGACCUGGUGGCAGAGGCCAACCCAAAGAUGCCACAGACUGGUGCUGCAAGACUCAUGACUGCUGUUACACUCACUUGAAGAGCAACAAAUGCCGUUUAAACACAGACAACUACAAAUACAGCUUCUCCCAAGGGACAAUCCAGUGCUCGGACAAGGGGAGCUGGUGUGAACAGCAGCUGUGUGCUUGUGACAAGGAGGUGGCCUUGUGCCUGAAGCGUAACCUGAACACCUAUCAGAAGAGCCUGCGUUACUACUGGCGGCCCCACUGUAAGGGUCAGACCCCAGAGUGCUAG